CCAGCCAGCGCAGCCUUUACUCCUCCAGUCCAGGCACGUGUCCUCAUUUCCGUCCGGGCGGAUCUUUCCGAGCGCUUUCCGUUCACUUAACUAGAGCUCACCGCUUCAGCGCCUCACUCUUUAUCCGGAGUAAAGAUGCUCCCCAGCCCCGUCAGCUCGACCCCGUUCUCGGUGAAGGACAUCCUGAAGCUGGAGCAGCAGCAGCAGGCUGGAUCCUCUCUGCACCUUCCCUGCAUGCACAGCGCGCUCAGCCGCAGCCUGGAGCUGCUCUACAGCCCGGACUCGAGCUUCAGCCCCGCGGAGCACAGCAGAGCGCAGAGAGGAGCGCCGAGCCCGCCGAGCCCCGAGGAGGAGGAGAGGGAGCAGAGCCCCCACACAGGCGCGUGCGAGUUCGACCCGGCCGGCUGUCCCGUGCGCAAGGUGGAGGAAGACGAGGAGGGCGGCGGGGGUCCCGAGGGCCGCGCAAGGCCGCGCGUGCGCAGGAGGCCGCGCGUGCUCUUCAGCCAGGCGCAGGUGCUGGAGCUCGAGCGGCGUUUCGAGCAGCAGCGCUACGUGUCGGCGCCGGAGCGCGAGCAGCUCGCGAGCCUGCUCAAGCUCACCUCCACGCAGGUGAAGAUCUGGUUCCAGAACCGCAGGUACAAGUGCAAGCGGCAGCGGCAGGACAGGAGCCUGGAGCUGGCCGGUGGGCACGCGGCCACGCGGCCGAGGAGGGUGGCCGUGCCCGUGCUCGUCCGUGACGGCAAGCCGUGCCUGGGAGGAGGCCACGCGCCCCCGUACAACGUCUCCGUCAGCUCGUACACCUACGGCAACUGCUACAACACGUAUAACAGUUAUAACAGUUACGGGAACGGCGCUUACGGCUGCAGCCUCAACGGGAUGACCUCCCACAUCCCGAACCCAAUGGUGGACGUGAGCUUCUCCAUGGCGACCACGGAUGGAUCUCUAGGUCAGCAAGGACCGUUUCAGACCACGUUACCGGGGAUCAGGGCCUGGUGAGGCCAGUGAAAGACUAUGGACCUCACACAUACUGAGAUUUGUGGUCAGACUGAGCUGGAAGGAGAGCUUCCCAACACGGCUGACCUUCAUCACAGAGAUCUUGAGCGAUGUCCUCUGAACGGACACCGAAGAGCUUCAGACUUCAGUUCCCACAUGAACAAAACCGCAGCAGCACACCUAUGGCCAUAAAAUGAACUUUAAGGGUUCUUUAGUGAGGGGAUUGGUUCUGCUUAGAACCAUGAACACUCAAAGAAUCAUUUCCGUGCUUCAAUGGUUCUCUGCAUGGUGAAAUGGUUCUUCAGACUGAAGGAAAGUGUGC
Pygocentrus nattereri (red-bellied piranha) is the source of this 1315-nucleotide messenger RNA. It is a transcript of the gene nkx2.7, whose product is annotated as NK2 transcription factor related 7. Gene Ontology annotation, biological process: cell differentiation; regulation of transcription by RNA polymerase II. Gene Ontology annotation, molecular function: RNA polymerase II cis-regulatory region sequence-specific DNA binding; DNA-binding transcription factor activity, RNA polymerase II-specific. The record is from RefSeq and is a predicted model, not a curated record. Bases 136 to 996 code for a protein of 286 amino acids. Gene Ontology annotation, cellular component: nucleus. NCBI's taxonomy places the organism in Eukaryota, Metazoa, Chordata, Actinopteri, Characiformes, Serrasalmidae. The transcript has 2 exons.